This is a messenger RNA of Suillus paluster, 585 nucleotides long. RefSeq lists its product as uncharacterized. NCBI's taxonomy places the organism in Eukaryota, Fungi, Basidiomycota, Agaricomycetes, Boletales, Suillaceae. The record is from RefSeq and is a predicted model, not a curated record. The transcript has 3 exons. Bases 1 to 585 code for a protein of 194 amino acids.
AUGGAAGGCUUGGGUGGAGGGAGCAGUAAGGAAGGCUUGGGUGAAGUGAGUGGCAAGGAAGGCUCGGGUGAAGCAAGCGGUAAGGAAGGCUUGGGUGAAGCAAGCGGUAAGGAAGGCUUGGGUGAAGCAAGCAGUAAGGAAGGCUUGGGCAUAGUGAGCAGUAAGGAAGGCUUGGGCAUAGCGAGUGGUAAGGAGGGCUCAGGCAUAGCGAGCGGUAAGGAAGGCUCAGGUGAAGGGAGUGGCAAGGAAAGCAGGGGUAAAGAGAGUGGCAGAGAGGGUUGUGGUGAAAAAACUACUGGGGAAGGCUGGCGAAGAUGGAGCAGUGGAGUUGUACCGCAGUAUGAAUGGUUCCUGUGCUUGAGGGAGUGCAGUAGACAUAGUCAGAUUUUCACCAGACACAAACUCCUUUCUCCAGGCAGUGAUUGCAAGAUGAGGUCUGUGAUAAAUAAAGGAGGAGAACUGCAUCCAGAUGUCAAAAUGAGGUCAGUGGUUGAUGGAGGUGUACUGGGUAUAGAUGUGGGAACCGAAGUUCCCUUUGAAGACCCACCUAUUCAUAUAUCAGUUGUAGACCUACAAACCGACUAA